GUGGUGGAGGUGGCUGGAAUGAUAACACUUCCUUCCUGUGGUCAGGAAAAUCCUUGCUGGAAGGUGCUACUGGAGGAAGAUCCUGCCCCCAGGCCAUGAAGAAGUGGGGGUGGCAAUGCUGCAGAGGACAAUGACCCUGAGAUGGAUGGGGAGGAUGGUGUGUCCUUUAUUAAUCCGAUUGGUACUUUAUACACUCCAGCACUUAAAGUGACAGAGGGGCACGGAGAGGUGGAUAUUAGGCUGCACCUUAACUGCAGUCACUGUGAGAUGGACGAGUGCCGUGUUGAUCUUGAGACUCAAAAAGUCAUUUGCUUUUGUGAGCCAGGCACAGACUUGGCUGAGGAUGGUGUGUCUUGCAUAGCUGAGCCAACGGUCCAUCUCCCUCUCUCCUUGGUUUUGUCAGUAGUGACUUCAGCAUUGGUUGCUGCCUUAAUUUUGGCUUUUUCAGGAAUCAUGAUAGUGUAUCGUCGGAAGCACCAGGAGCUACAAGCCAUGCAGAUGGAGUUACAGAGCCCAGAAUACAAGCUAAGCAAGCUGCGUACCUCCACUAUUAUGACAGACUACAAUCCCAACUACUGCUUUGCAGGAAAGACUACAUCCAUUAGUGACCUCAAAGAGGUGCCUCGCAAAAACAUCUCCCUCAUCCGGGGUUUGGGCCACGGAGCCUUUGGUGAGGUAUAUGAAGGUCAGGUGGCAGGGAUCCCCAGCGACCCCACUCCCUUGCAGGUGGCUGUGAAAACAUUGCCUGAAGUGUGUUCAGAGCAAGAUGAGCUGGACUUCCUCAUGGAAGCUCUCAUUAUUAGCAAGUUCAAUCACCAGAAUAUUGUGCGUUGUAUCGGAGUGAGCUUGCAGGCACUGCCCCGUUUCAUCUUGUUAGAGCUCAUGGCUGGAGGUGACCUCAAAUCGUUCCUGAGGGAGACGCGGCCCAGACCGAAUCAGCUUUCCUCCCUCUCCAUGCUGGACUUGCUCCACGUGGCUCAUGACAUUGCUUGUGGGUGUCAGUACCUGGAGGAGAACCACUUCAUUCACAGGGAUAUUGCUGCUAGGAACUGCCUCCUUACCUGUCGAGGGCCUGGAAGAGUGGCUAAAAUUGGAGACUUUGGCAUGGCCCGGGAUAUAUACAGAGCCAGCUACUAUCGGAAGGGAGGGUGUGCGAUGCUGCCUGUCAAAUGGAUGCCUCCCGAGGCUUUCAUGGAAGGGAUAUUUACAUCAAAAACAGACACAUGGUCCUUUGGCGUAUUGCUGUGGGAGAUAUUCUCAUUGGGAUACAUGCCUUAUCCUAGCAAAAGUAACCAGGAGGUUCUGGAGUUUGUAACCAAUGGAGGAAGGAUGGAUCCACCUAAAAACUGCCCAGGCCCUGUAUACCGCAUUAUGACCCAGUGCUGGCAGCACCAGCCGGAAGAUAGGCCAAACUUUGCCAUAAUCCUGGAGAGGAUCGAGUACUGCACUCAGGACCCAGAUGUCAUCAACACUGCUUUGCCAGUAGAAUAUGGCCCGUCGAUUGAAGAGGAAGAGAAGGUAGCAAUACGCCCAGAAGAUCCAGAAGGAAUUCCUCCUCUCUUGGUUUCCUCGCACCAAGACAAAAAGGAUGACAAGCAAACCCUGCCAUCUCCACCACCCCUGCCAUCAGCCAUCACUGCAGGAAAAGCUCUAGGGAAAGCAGGAUCCUUGGAGCUGUCAGUCCCUGGGAAGGUGCAGGCAGCCUCAGGUGGGGGACAUAUCAACAUGGCUUAUGCCCAGUCCAAUCCCCCUUCUGAGCUGCACAAAAGCAGGGGCUCCAGGAACAAGCCUACCAACCUCUGGAAUCCAACGUAUGGUUCCUGGUUUGCCGAGAAGCAAGCCAGCAAAAACAAACCUCUGCUGGAGAAAGAAAUGCCUGAGAGGGAGAACUUGGGACACGAAGGAAACUGUACUGUGGGGCCCAAUAUAGUGACUGGCAGGCUACCAGGCUCCUCCCUGCUAUUAGAGCCAUCUUCCCUAACAGCAAGCGUUAAAGAAGUGCCUCUCUUUAGGCUCCGUCACUUCCCCUGUGGGAAUGUCAACUAUGGAUACCAACAGCAGGGCUUGCCUUUGGAAGCCUCCACGCCACCUUGUGCUACCAGUUACGAGGACCCCGCCCUUAGAAACAAGAACCACAUAUCCCAGCAGGGGCCCUGAGAGCCCUCUACCCUCUUGACUUUUCCCUCAGUAGUCCCAAGCCUUGAAGAAGUAUCCUGUUACCCAGUACACCAUGAGCAAGUGAUGUGAUGGCAUUACCUUCUAUUUGUGCCAACUUGCUCUAGAAGUGCCACCUUCAAAGCUGUAAUUUCAAAUAACCCAAGAGGCUUCAAAUCACCAGAGCCCCGGAACAGUAAAAUAAGCAAGGGGGAGGGAGGGAGGGUACAGGAAACAAACGUUAACUGCAAGGCCCAGCUUCCUGUUGCAUUAACUCAUCUGCAUGGUUGUUGUCAUGCCCUUCCUGUGAGCUUUUCUCAGUUCUGCGUUCUCUGCUUAAGUGUAAAGCCACGGCUCGCUGCCUUGAGUGUUUCACGUCUGGGAUUUUCCAUGCCAAACUUGUGGUUGCUGAGGAACACUUGGAGAGCACCUGCAACUGGCAGAGGCCAGAGUGGGUCUGGGGAGAGCGUCCUUUGUCCAAACUGAAAAAGGAGAUGACAACUCUGAAUGGUGACGCAAUGGUACGUUCCCAAGUUGUGUUCCAGCUACAGUCUUGUCUUUGAAAGUCCUUGAAUGCACAGCGGUUAUGGUGUCACUGGCAGGGCAAUAGGAAGACUGGUCAGAUUACAUCACUUGCAAGAGACAGCAGGAAGCACAGAGGAUGGGUUCUGGCUUGGUGCAGGGGUGUUGUUUUUCUCUGUGUUUUUUGUUGUUGUUUGUUUUUCUCCUGUGCUUAAAUACUAAAACGGAGUAAAACCCAUAAAAUUCCUUCUGUUCUACAAAUGAAUGUCCUUCAUCACAAACUUGUGCGUGUCAAGUGCAACCAAAGUGAAGCUUUAAAGGACCGUGGUUAUGAGAGAAACUUUAACUGUGCCCUGAAGAUGGACAGCCACCUGCAUAGCUCAGAGGUUUAAAGCAGCCUUCAACAUACCCUGUACAAGCAAGAACAAGAUAAAGGCAGAAGAUGACAUCGUGCCACAAUCUAGAUACCAGAUACUGUCUGUAACUGAAGGGCCGAGAGCCCUUGUUUCUUUAACAAAAUAUGUGUAUGAUAGUGGUUUAAAAACAAGCACUGCAUUGACUCAUUUUGUACACCUUGUGCAUGACAAAUAUUCCAGUAACUGUAUUGUCAAACCAUAGACGUAGGCAAUUAUUCAUGUGUAAAGAUAUGCAUUAGUAACUUGGUUGUAAGGAGCUGUCUUAGCAUCAGUGCUGUCUGAAAAGGGGGUGCCUAUCUCCAUAGAAACGAGUCUCCUGAAGCAUCAGCAAAGGACUAUGGGGAUGUUCUUCAGUCCAAGAAAUACCAUUUCAGUGAAGUGAUUCUGAAUCUGGCCCUGGCUCCAAACACCGAGUGGAAAAGCAGAAAGCAGCAUGAUCUCCAGGAUGUACAGCAUGAAUGGGAAAACCCUGUGCCACCACUCACACGCUCUGAAAAGGACUUAUUUCCCUGUGGAUGUUAUCGGUGUCCUAUAGGCAUUAGGUAGGUUUUCUGAUCCAGUGCUGAUUUGUAAGCUGCUGAAGGUCAAGUAGGUUGGGCUGCCUGUUUAUCUGCCUUUCUCGUUCUACUUCCAUCUUUGGUUUUGCUACUGACCCUUGUUUCUCCAUCAUGCCUGGAAACAACGCAAGGUGUUGGGGUGGUUCUGCUUCCAGCAGGGUGGAGGAUGGAGUGGUGGUGGGAGAGGGUACAUGGAGGUGUUUUGCACACACCCACUGGUUCCGCUCCAGGCAUGCUCACACUGGGUGAGAGGUGUGUGCUAGGCCAUGAAGGAUUGAACUGUGCAUGUUUGCUCCUCUUACUGAGCCUGUCUGCUUGGUGACAAGAACCUUGAGGUAGGUAUAGCAUAGAACUGCCUCUCACAGCUGCAAAGACAUCACAAAGUGUCUGUCCCAGAGUUAAACCUGUCAUGAGAAAAUGUCUGAAUUGUCUGCAUCUGGCUUCUUUUAGUAACAGAGCUUCAUUAGAGGAAUGUCUGUCUCACAUACAGCAGUUUAUGUAACACUGUUUAUAAAGGAAGGGCCUGUGCACUUCAGGGAUACUAUGAAGAAGAAUGCUAAUAUAUGGUCAUUGAGUAUUUUGUAUUGAAUAGUGUCUUUGUAUUGUAAACAAGUGUAGUGAACCAAAAGGCAUGAAGACCAAUAAAAUGGCUGUAACUGGC
This is a messenger RNA of Gallus gallus (chicken), 4310 nucleotides long. It is a transcript of the gene ALK, whose product is annotated as ALK receptor tyrosine kinase. The transcript is spliced from 15 exons. NCBI's taxonomy places the organism in Eukaryota, Metazoa, Chordata, Aves, Galliformes, Phasianidae. The record is from RefSeq and is a predicted model, not a curated record. Gene Ontology annotation, molecular function: ATP binding; transmembrane receptor protein tyrosine kinase activity. The coding region runs from base 142 to 2157 and encodes 671 amino acids. Gene Ontology annotation, biological process: protein phosphorylation; regulation of neuron differentiation; regulation of cell population proliferation. Gene Ontology annotation, cellular component: membrane; signaling receptor complex.